CUAUCGGUUUCUUCAAUCCGAACAGAAAUGUCGCUAAAGUUAAUCGCGCUGCUACUGUGCCUAGGAGCUACGAUGCUCCGGGCUGAGCCUGUCCGCUUCGAUAACUAUCGUUUGUACGAGGUUUCGAUCGCCAACCAGAUGCAGCUCGAUGCCCUUCAACUGCUCGAGCAGUAUCCUGACGGAUACAUCUUUUGGGAAUCUCCAGUGCAAACAAACAUGAAAAUCAACGUGGUGGUACCGCCGCACAAAACUGCUCAGUUCGAUGAGCUCCGAGCGCAACUCCGAAUCGAAAGCCGCAUGAAAACGGCCAACGUACAGCAGCUCAUCGACAAUGAAAGCUCCGUUAAAUCGAAACGCGAAACAUUCGGAUGGGAAGCAUACUACACGCUGGAGGAAAUGUACUCAUGGAUCGACGAACUGGUAGCACAGUAUCCAAAUAUUCUCUCAGUGUCCACUAUCGGCCAGUCGUACGAGGGUCGAGAGCUCAAGGCAGUCAAGCUGUCGUACAAGGCGGGAAAUCCAGGAAUUUUCAUUGAAUCCAACAUUCACGCACGCGAGUGGAUCACUUCGGCUACCGUCACGUGGAUUCUGAACGAGUUUCUCACCUCAACCCAACCCGAUGUACGUGAGCUGGCAGAAAAUUACGACUGGUACAUCCUGCCUGUUGUUAAUCCGGACGGUCUCCACUACACCAAAACGACCAACCGGAUGUGGCGCAAAAAUAGAUACCCACAUAGCGUGCUUUGUUACGGCGUUGAUAUGAACCGGAAUUUCCCUGGCCAUUGGAUGGAGGGUGGUUCAUCGUCCGUGCCUUGCUCAGAUACCUUUGCUGGUCCUGAAGAGGCUUCCGAGAUUGAAACGAAGCACAUCAUGAACUACUUUGUAUCGGUCAAGGACAACAUUCAUGCGUACCUGUCUUUCCAUUCAUAUGGUCAGUACAUCUUGUUCCCAUAUGGUCACAGCGGGGCCGAGUAUUCCGAGAAUUACUACGACAUGAUGCAGAUGGGAGAAGCUGGCGCAAAAGCCAUCUAUCAACGAUAUAAUACCGCUUACGAAAUUGGAACGACGGCCGAUGUUUUAUAUAUUGCUUCCGGUUCAUCUCCCGACUGGGCACACGGUACGCAGGGCACUCCGAUCGCUGCAACGUUUGAGUUCCGUGACAAUGGCUACUACGGAUUCAUUCUGCCUCCCGAGCAAAUUCUUCCCAAUGCAAUGGAAGUCCUGGAUGGAUUGGUGGCGUUCGUUAAAGAAGGAAAGAAAAUUGGCUAUUUUACGACUGCCGUUUAAUCAAUGCAAUCAUCCCACCCAACACGAUUUCUAACAGCUACGAUAACACAUCGGAGCAAUCAGCCGGAGAAAGAAAAAUGGGAUGCAUAAUCAUAAAUAUAACUGAUUGAUUGCAAGAA
Anopheles aquasalis is the source of this 1406-nucleotide messenger RNA. Its product is annotated as zinc carboxypeptidase. Gene Ontology annotation, molecular function: metallocarboxypeptidase activity; zinc ion binding. NCBI's taxonomy places the organism in Eukaryota, Metazoa, Arthropoda, Insecta, Diptera, Culicidae. The record is from RefSeq and is a predicted model, not a curated record. Gene Ontology annotation, biological process: proteolysis.